AUGGCAAACAUUUUUGACACUAUUAUAGAAGGACUCCUUUGCCCGGAUAAUAAUCGUAUAAAAGAGGCUACAGUUCAGUUAUAUGAGGCCUUCAAGCAACCGGACGUUCUAUGGAAUCUGUGCGAAGUCCUGACAUCCACUCGUGCUGUGGAGGUGCGUCAAAUGACAGCUGUUCUACUGGAUAAGCGUCUAUCGGAUGCUGGGGUCUGGAACGGGUUAUCCUUUGAUCAGCAGAUGGGCGUCAAGAAAUAUUUAUUGGAGGCUUUGGUAGCCGAAAAGGUGCGAGCAGUGAAGAGUGCCAUCGGCCGAGUUGUUGGCACAGUGAGUCGAUAUCAUAACGAGAAAAAGGAUCAAUGGAUUUCCGACGUUCUGAAGUAUACUUUCGAACGAUGUGUUCUGGAUCCUAAUGAGAGCGAACCGGAUUCUUAUACUUUUUCUGCCAUAGCCGAAUCGGCUACAACACACUUAGCGGAUGAGAUGCCCACUGUAUGCAAGAUGUUUGAGACCAUCAUGGUUAAUUCCGAUGCCCAGAACACUUUAGCCUCACGCACUGUGGCCAAUAUGUUUAACGGAAUGGGAUAUCUGAUUCCAUUUCUAGGGGAAUACCCAGCAGGUGCUGAGUUGAUAGUCAAGUUGAUGCCUCUGAUAUUGAAGACAGUACAAUUAAAUGCUCUUAAUGGCGAUGGCGCGGAAUUUACCUUAGUCUUUGCUAUAUUCGAUGCCCUUGCAGAGUAUGUUCCGAGGGCAUUUCACGAUACCGAAGCCGUGGCGAAAUUACUUCUGGAUGCGUCGGCGUGUGAGCAAAUCGAGAAGACAAUUCGACUUCAAUGUAUGUCAUUCAUUUCUGAGUUUAUGCGUGUGAGUAAGACAGAAAUUCUCAGAAAGAAUAUGCUGCUGCCCAUCGUAAAAGUUCUAUUUGAAUUGAUAUGCAAGCAACCGGCCGAUAGCGAGGAUGACGAAUUGGAUGGCAAUAGUUAUGCGGAGGGGGCCAGUCAUGCCCUCGAUGAGAUAGCCAUGAUUGUGUCAGGUGACCAACUUUUGCCACUCUUGUUUCAGUUAAUGGAGCCGGCUAUCCAAAGUACGAACAAUCUUACUCGUCGGGCAGCCUAUAACUGCAUGGGCACUAUCUCUGAGGGUUGCAUGGAGAUCAUAUGCAAGCAAUACUUGGAGAUAAUGUUGAAUGUCAUCAAAACGGGCACACAGGAUCCCGAUUUGAGUGUGCGCGGGGCUGCUUUCUUUGCCCUGGGUCAGUUCUCGGAGAAUUUUCAGCCUGAUAUCAACAAAUAUUCUCCAGAAAUAUUGACAAUGCUUUUGGAAUAUCUUCGCCAAUUGAUAGGGGAUAUGAAACGAGGAACGAUACCAAUAACCAAACAUGUGGAUCAAUUGUUUUAUGCCUUAGAAAAGUGUUGCGAAUCAAUGGACAAGAUGAUUGACCAUCACUUACCCGGGGUAAUGGAUUGCCUCUUUAAAGCCUUGAAUUCACCACACACGCUUACAUUGAGGUCCUAUUGCUUGUCGGCUCUUGCUUCUGUUUCUGGUUCGGGCAAGCUUAUAUUGCCGUAUUUUCCUCAAAUUGUCGCUGUGAUGCAGAAUUAUUUGGUCAAGGACUGUGAUGAGGAGAUCGGUCGGCUACGUAUUAUAGCUAUCAAUACAUGGUCAGUUUAUGUUCGAAUCGUGGGCGUUGAAGUUAUGGCGCCUUAUUGCAACGAAUCGAUGGGCUAUUGCCUACUGAUGUUAUCAAAAGGUCCGGAUGAUCCAGAGGUUCGAUUUGCUAUUUACAAUCUUCUCGGAGCCCUUUCCAAUGUUUAUCGGGAGAAUAUGGCUGGAUAUCUACCCAAGAUAAUGGAUCGCAUCCUUCUAUCUGUUGUAUCACCAUGCGGUAUUCUGGCCGGAGGCAAGGAUUGCGGAGAUAAAAAAGACGUUGAUGGCGACGAUUUUGGUGAUAUGGCGGUGUUUGAGAAUGUAUAUAAAGUGAUUGAACAUCCGUUACCAUCAGUACGUAAGGCGUGUGUUGAGAGUCUCUCCAAAUUUCUGACGGCUUUCCAUCGCCUGGGCAAUGAAACGGCCUUUACCGAAUACUCUAAGAUUAUAGUACGCAAAUUCUAUGAGAUGAUUAUUAAAGAUGAUAACCGGACUGUGGUUGUUAAUAUUGUGGAUGAUUUAAUUGAUCUCAUCAGGGAUUUUGAGGCAGCCGCUAUACAAUCUCAAGAGGUUGUGAAAUUGCUCUUCAAGGCCACCCGUAGGUUAUUGACCCAAUCAACUAGAUGUCAAAACUUUGAAGGACGUCAGGACAAUCUAGACGCGGCGGAAGGCAGUAGACUAGAUGAGAUGCUUAUUGGUUAUGCUGCUGGCUUAUUUGUGGAGUUGGGAUAUGCUACCGAACCGGCACAAUAUGCCGUAUAUUUUGACAAAGGUAUAUGCAUACUGUCUAAAAUGCUAAGAAUGGCCAUAGAUAAUAAUUGUGCUGCACGGAGGACUCUGAUAUACGAAACCAUCGCUGAUAGUAUCAAGCACCUGAACAUGCAAGUUGUCGACUAUUUUGAUUCCCUAUUUAAUGUUUUCUUUAAUGGGACAAAUGACGCAGAAGCCAAAUGUCGCCAGCAUUGCUAUUAUGGCCUAGGAGAGCUACUAUUUUAUGGAGAUACCAAAUCUCCAGGAGCUUGGCCUGAGGUUGUCAAAUGCAUAGCCAAUGCCAUGACAAAGGAGACGGAACCAGCUUCGCUACGGGAUGUAUCCCAGAACCUAAAAGCGAAAGCCAUCUCAACAAACAAUAGCGAAAGGGGUGCAGAGGUGUGGAGCACCAACCAAGCGCAGGAUACAGGCCGAGACAACGACCCGCAACGGUUGCAGGAGCAAAAGGAAGGCAAGAAGGGACGACGAGGGAUUGCGAAGUGA
Molecule: messenger RNA, 2895 nt
Organism: Drosophila willistoni
Lineage: Eukaryota; Metazoa; Arthropoda; Insecta; Diptera; Drosophilidae
Product: importin-4-like
Exons: 3
Coding region: 1-2895 (964 amino acids)
Biological process (GO): protein import into nucleus
Cellular component (GO): cytoplasm; nucleus
Molecular function (GO): nuclear import signal receptor activity
Source: RefSeq, a predicted model, not a curated record